AUGACAACUAAUUAUUUAGCAUAUACAUAUAAAAGUAGUGGAAAAGUCCAUUUAUAUGAUAUACAACAGAAUACAGCCGUUGAAUUAGCAGAAGUAAGUCAUACGUUUCAAUUUUAUCUGCAGUAUUUAAUAGCAUAUGUUUUUUUAAAGACAAAAGCUCAAUGGUGUUCAUUUAGUUUAUCGGGCAAAUUAUUAGCUAUAUCAAAUAAAGAUGGCUAUUGUAAUAUUUGGGAUACCAAGUUUGGAAAAAUAACUCACAAUUUCAAUAGUGUUGAUUCGUCAUCAAUUGAAUGUAUCUGUUGGUCUCAAGAUAGUUACUUGGCAUGUGGUACAAUAUCCGGAAAUGUUUUCUUAUAUAAUACAGUUACAAAACAACUAUUCGCCGCGUUCACACAUAAACAAGGAACAACAGAUAAAUUAUCCGCUAUAACAUCGAUUAAAUGGUCUCCGCAUAAAGAUCUGAUCGCCACAACAUCAACAAAUGGUAUUUUAUCAUUAUGGAAUUAUCGUCUCAAAGAAUGCAUAAUCAAAAUAACAACACACAAAGCCCCAGCUACCGAUCUUGUAUUUUCACCCACUCACGAUUCAUUCAUGGUUGUUAGUGGAAUGGAUACAUCAGUAGCGUGUAUCGAUGUACAAACACAAAAGUUAUUAUCAUCCAUUCCGUUGAAUGCUCCAUUAACAUCGGUCGAUUUUCAUAGAGAAGGCUCAAUUAUUGCUUGUGGCACAUUAGGACAUGGUACCUACAUUUUAGAUCUAAGAGAUAUGCGAAAAAUAAUGAAUACAUUAGUGAAUGAUCAACAUAAGAACGUUUAUGCAGUCAAAUCAAAAACUACCACACCAGUCCUAGACACAACAGCACAACAACAAGAAAAAAAUCUGAGUACUUUUGGCUCAUUAGCUCAAAAACGCACAAGACACACAUCAUCAUCAUCUGUUUCAACACCAACAACAGAAACAGCACCGACUUUACCGGUUCAACGCACAACACAGCAUUACGCUACACAACCACGAGCAACACGUUCAACAUCCCAAAUUUAUCGAAAUGGUGGAAGUAUAUCGAAUGCGAAUAGUAGCACGAUAAAUGAUACUCAAGAUGGACGAGCGAAAAAUACAGAAAAAAUACAACCAAAUCAUCUAAAUGAAUCUAGUUCUAUUAGUAAAUCUAAUUCAACAAUUUCAAUAAAAAACAGUUCGAUGAACUUUAGUGAUUUUCUUCAAAUAUGUGGUGUUUCAUCUGGUCCACAACAGGUCACAAAUGGUCAUUGUAUGUCUUCCACUGACACAGUAACUCCAACAAUGGUAACAAUAGGUAACAAUGACGAGCAACAUGAUUUAAGGCAAUUAUUAGAAAAAUAUGCCAAUGAUAUUAAAGAGGAAAUGAGAGAAGAAAUUGAAAAACAAAAAUUAGCAAAUCAAACAUUUUAUUUUGUUGAAUUACAGAAACUCAGGUAUGAGAUGCGUGAUUUAUUUGAAUCUUAUUCAUUAAACCAAGAACUUGUCGAUGAAUUAGAACGUUUACGCGCAGAAAAUAAACGUUUAAGAAAAUUACAGCCAAAAUAA
Molecule: messenger RNA, 1563 nt
Organism: Didymodactylos carnosus
Lineage: Eukaryota; Metazoa; Rotifera; Eurotatoria; Philodinida; Philodinidae
Source: the annotation of a GenBank genome assembly